Penicillium chermesinum is the source of this 3333-nucleotide messenger RNA. RefSeq lists its product as uncharacterized. Gene Ontology annotation, molecular function: ATP binding; ATP hydrolysis activity; P-type calcium transporter activity. Gene Ontology annotation, cellular component: plasma membrane. The record is from RefSeq and is a predicted model, not a curated record. The transcript has 3 exons. Gene Ontology annotation, biological process: intracellular calcium ion homeostasis; calcium ion transmembrane transport. Lineage: Eukaryota; Fungi; Ascomycota; Eurotiomycetes; Eurotiales; Aspergillaceae. The coding region runs from base 1 to 3333 and encodes 1110 amino acids.
AUGUCUCAGGAGAAAAUCCAAGCAACAGGCCCUGGCUCUACCCCUGGAGCUAGUCACCCGUACCUCUCGCAACCACCGCAUAGUCUAACUCAUGAGGAUGUCAUAGCUGAGCUAGGGACAAACUCAGAGAAUGGACUGACUUCAGCAGAAGUUAAGGAGCGCCUGGUGAAAUAUGGCCAGAAUGUGCUGGAAGGGGACGAGGGGGUCUCUCUCACGAAGAUAUUCAUUCGGCAAAUCGCCAACGCCAUGAUGCUGAUUCUGAUCAUUGCCAUGGCAGUGAGUUUCGGCAUCCAGUCAUGGAUCGAAGCUGGCUUCAUCGCCGCAGUAAUUGCCCUGAACAUCUGUGUGGGGGUAUACCAAGACUUUGCUGCUGAGAAGACAAUGGAUUCACUGCGCUCUCUUAGUUCGCCUACCGGUGUUGCGACUCGAGACGGCAACACCUCCACAGUGCCCGCGAAUGAAAUUGUGCCCGGCGAUAUGAUCGAACUAAAAGUCGGCGAUACCGUCCCAGCAGACCUGAGAUUGACCGAAGCGAUGAAUUUCGAAACAGACGAAGCGCUCCUGACUGGCGAGUCACUUCCGGUGCAGAAAGAUGCCGAGUCAACCUUCGAGGCUGACACUGGACCUGGCGACCGGCUCAAUAUUGCCUAUAGCUCUUCAACCGUCACCCGAGGCCGUGCCCGAGGUGUGGUAGUUGCGACCGGCAUGAAGACUGAGAUUGGUGCCAUCGCUACGGCAUUGCGCGAGGGCAAUUCCAAGCGUCGUACGGUGAAGCGCGGCCCUGAAGGCGAGACCAAGAAGCGAUGGUAUGUUCAGGCGUGGACGCUGACGACCACGGAUGCGAUUGGAAGGUUCCUUGGUAUCAAUGUUGGAACUCCCCUGCAGCGCAAAUUGUCGAAGUUGGCGCUUCUUCUGUUCGCUAUUGCGGUGAUCUUUGCCAUCGUAGUCGCUGGGUCCAAUGAAUGGCGAGGAGAUAAGGAAGUGAUUAUCUACGCCGUUGCAACUGGUCUUGCUAUGAUUCCUGCCUGUUUGGUUGUUGUCUUGACCAUCACAAUGGCGGUCGGAACACGCCAGAUGGUCCAGAGAAAUGUGAUUGUUCGCAAACUAGACUCGUUGGAAGCACUGGGCGCAGUCACCAAUAUCUGCUCCGACAAGACUGGCACCCUGACCCAAGGCCGCAUGGUUGCAAAGAGAGCUUGGCUUCCAUCGGUUGGGACUUACUCUGUCGGAUCGUCCAACAAUCCCUUGAAUCCGAAGGAGGGGGAUAUUAGCUUAACAGCCGAGCAGCCAAUUAAGCUCAACAAUAUGUCGAAAGGGGGCAAGCCAUCCCCUCCGGAGGACCUGCUGAAAGACAAUGAGCAAUUGAAGUCUUUCCUCAACGUGGCCGCCCUCGCCAAUCUCGCUCAUAUCCACCAAAGCUCCAACGACGAAUGGCACGCUCGCGGCGAACCUACAGACAUUGCGAUUCAAGUUUUCGCCUGGCGGUUUGACUGGGGCGCGGACCGCUGGAAAAAGGGCGAGAAGCCGAUUUGGCACAAUAAAGCUGAAUACGGCUUCGAUUCCACUGUCAAGAAAAUGUCCGUCAUAUACGCCAAGUCAGCCGAGGGGUCUGAGAAACCCCAAGAGAUGGUAUUCACCAAAGGUGCCGUUGAGCGAGUCCUUGAAUCGUGCACCAAAGUGGUCUGGGAAGCCGGAUCAGCCCCUGUCACUCUAGAUGACGAGAUGAAAGACGAGAUUCUCGAAAACAUGGAAGCACUAGCCCAAGAGGGCCUCCGCGUUCUCGCCCUCGCGGGUCGUGAGUACCAUGCCGAAGACCAUAGCACCAAUGGCAACGAACCGGUUCCCCGUGAGGAAAUCGAGAAAGAUCUCGUCUUUUACGGAUUAAUCGGUCUUUAUGAUCCGCCUCGACCUGAGACCGCCGGUGCCAUUAGACAGUGUUAUAAGGCAGGAAUCGCAGUCCACAUGGUUACUGGUGAUCAUCCCGGUACUGCGCGGGCUAUCGCUGCCCAGGUCGGAAUCAUCCCAUCAAACAUGGACACCGUUGCCAAAGACGUCGCUGAUGCCAUGGUGAUGACGGCAGGAGAAUUCGAUAAACUGACAGAGGACGAAAUCGACAAUCUGCCGACUCUUCCACUUGUCAUCGCUCGCUGUGCACCUAAUACAAAGGUCCGGAUGAUCGAUGCUUUGCACCGUCGGGGCUGCUACGUCGCCAUGACAGGCGACGGGGUCAAUGAUUCACCCUCAUUAAAGCGAGCGGAUGUCGGCAUCGCGAUGGGCCAGAAUGGAUCGGACGUAGCCAAAGAUGCCUCCGAGCUUGUCUUGACAGACGACAAUUUUGCCUCCAUCAUUAACGGUAUCGAAGAGGGCCGCCGUAUCUUUGAUAACAUCCAAAAAUUCGUCCUGCACCUUCUCGCCGAGAACGUAGCGCUCGCCUUGACGCUGCUCAUUGGUCUUGCGUUCAAGGAUACAACCAACCAAUCUGUCUUCCCCAUCUCCCCUGUCGAAAUCAUCUGGAUUAUCAUGAUCACAUCCGGUCUCCCUGACAUGGGCCUCGGAAUGGAAAUCGCAGCCCCAGACGUAAUGGACCGCCCCCCCCCAAAGCGUGCGUCUCUCAACCCCUUCCCCCCUCCCCUUCCUCACCGUGAACCUUUCCGUACUAACAUCAUGCAGAAGCAAGGAAUCUUCACCUGGGAAAUUAUAAUCGACACCCUUGUCUACGGCGUCUGGAUGGCUGCCCUCUGUCUUUCCGCCUUUUCCCUCGUCAUGUUCCGCUGGGGCGACGGGAACCUCGGCGAAGGCUGCAACACGAAGUACAACGACCCGCUCAAGCCCUACACCUGCGACACGGUAUUCCGGGCCCGCGCCACCACCUUCACCUGCAUGACGUGGUUCGCGCUCUUCCUGGCCUGGGAAAUGAUCCACCUGCGCCGCAGCUUCUUCAGCAUGCAGCCGGAGUCGAAGCGGGUGUUUACGCAGUGGAUGCAUGAUAUCUGGCGGAACCAGUUUCUGUUCUGGGGCAUUAUGGCGGGCUUUGUGCUUGCGUUUCCCAUCUUGUAUAUCCCGGUUAUUAAUCGCAGUGUGUUCAAGCAUACGUCGAUCUCGUGGGAGUGGGGCGUUGUUUUUGUGGAGACUGUGCUGUUCUUCUUGGGCAUCGAGAGUUGGAAGUGGUGUAAGCGGGUUUAUUUCCGCCGGAGGGAGUUCAGACAGAGGAAGGCAUGGGAGGGUGUGCAGGGGGAGAAGGGGAGGUUGAAGGAUUUCCAGAGAUAUCCUACUAUGAGUCGUUCGGAGACGCAAGCGACUGGGGAUCUUACUGUUGAGAGGUCGAUGGUUUAA